AACUCUCCCACCCGCCUUCCUCCUCCUCCUCAUUCUCCAUCUCCUCCCUGCUUGUUUCUGUCUGUCCUCGGCAGAGACGGCUCGCAAUGGGACAGAGCUCAUUCCGAGUGGUGGAGUAAGUUUGAAACAGGACUUGUGACUAUUAAAGGAGUCGAUGCUGCAGCCCGGGAAAUGUCUUGUGGACUCUUGUUAGUCAUUUAGCGAUUUCAUUUCUCCGAGGACCUUUGUUUAUAUCUGAGCAUUUCCCGAGCGCGAAAGGGAAAAAAGUCCGUGGAAUAACUGAAGCUACUGGGAAACCACUUUGUGCGUCAAGAUGAAGACAAGUCAACAUUUCAUUUUGACAAUAUUGGGAGCUGUUGUGCUGCUGGUGCGUGUGUUGUCUUUCAACGUGGACCAGAAAAAUGGUUUGUCAUUCAGCGGUCCACUGGAGGACAUGUUUGGCUACACUGUGCAGCAGUUCGAGAACAGCGAGGGAAAAUGGGUUCUGAUUGGAUCACCACUGUCAGGCCAGCCAUCAAAACGAACAGGAGAUGUCUACAAAUGUCCUGUAGGGAAGAGGGACAACACGUGUGUCAAACUGGACCUGCCUAAAAGCACAACAGUUCCCAACUUGCGUGAAGACAAGGACAAUAUGACCAUGGGAACCACACUGGUCACCAAUCCCAACGGAGGCUUUCUGGCGUGUGGUCCUCAGUACGGCUACAUGUGCGGCGAGCUGCAGUACAUCUCAGGCAUUUGCGCGAAUGUCAGCUCUUCCUUCCAGGUCCUCAACUCCAUAGUACCGCCCGUGGAAGACUGUAAGAAGGAGCUGGACAUUGUGAUGGUUCUGGAUGGAUCUAACAGUAUCUACCCCUGGAGCAGUAUCACUGAUUUUCUUCACCGCUUCAUCGAGAACAUUAAGAUUGGGCCUGAACUCUCACAGGUGGGAAUAGUGUCCUACGGUGAGACUGUGACUCACCGUGUCAACCUGAGCCAGUUCGACAACACUGAUGAUCUGCUGGAGUUUGUCGAUCAGCUUCCUCAGCAGACCGGCUUCAGGACCAUGACUUUCCUCGGCAUUGAUACCGCCAGGAAGGAGGCCUUCAUGCCUGAACGCGGUGCACGACCUGAAGCAAAGAAAGUCAUGGUGAUUGUGACUGACGGAGAGUCACAUGACUUCUAUAAUCUAGACAAGGUCAUCAAAGACUGUGACGAAGAUGGCAUCGAGAGGUUUGGCAUUGCUGUUUUGGGAGACUACAGUCGUCAGAACAAAAGUACCGAAGAGGUGCAAAAGUUUAUCAAGGAAAUUCAGUCCAUUUCCAGUCAGCCAUUAAAAGACCACUUCUUCAACGUGGCUGAUGAGGUGGCGUUGUUGUCCAUUGUGGAUGCUCUGGGAAACCGGAUUUUUGCUUUGGAAGCCACCACCAGUAAUUUCACAUCCUCCUUUUCGAUGGAGAUGUCCCAGGCUGGCUUUAGUGCCCAUAAUUCCAAGGAAGGUCUGUUACUGGGAGCAGUGGGAGCGUACGACUGGAACGGGACAGUGGUAAUGCACAAAACAGGAGGAACAAUUGUUCCAGACAAGGAUGACUUUUAUGACCCAAACACUGAAGCCGGGUAUGAAAGAAUGGCUGCGUACACCGGCUAUGAUGUUCAGUCAGCAUCCACCCCUGGCGGAGUGCUGUAUAUCAUGGGUGCGCCGCGGUACAACCACACAGGCCGGGUUGUUAUCUAUCGUCUGAAUGAAAUGAACAGGACUGUCGUCUCGCAGAUACUGAAAGGAGAACAGAUCGGCUCCUACUUUGGCAGCGUCCUGCAGACUGUCGAUGUGGAUGGAGAUUCCUACACAGAUAUCCUCUUGGUCGGAGCGCCCAUGUACAUGGGCUCAGAGAGAGACGAGCAGGGAAAAGUCUACGUUUAUAAAGUUGAUGAGGCCGGCCAGUUCACGCACGAGUUCACUUUGAAGCCUGUCAAUCAGUCCUGUUGUACUGCCCACUCAGCCAGCUGCACUCAUAAGAAUGAACCAUGUGGUGCCCGGUUUGGCACAGCCAUUGCGGCCGUGUCAGAUCUCAACCUGGACGGGUUUAACGACGUUGCAAUCGGUGCACCUUUUGAGAACGAUCACAGAGGAGCUGUCUACAUCUACCAUGGAGAUAAGAAGACACUGAAAGAGAAUUUUGUGCAGCGGAUCCCUGCAGGUGGGGACGGCGAAAAGAUGAAAUUCUUCGGUCAGUCCAUACAUGGAGUCAUGGAUCUUAAUGGAGAUGGAAUCACUGAUGUUACCAUAGGAGGUCUGGGAGGGGCUUCGCUGUUCUGGUCCAGGGACGUUGCAGAACUCCAUGCCAACAUGACUUUUGACCCCAUGAAGAUAAACCUGCAGCAGUCUCAGUACCAGUGUGAACACGGUGGACACACAUCUGUGUGUGUGAAAACUGAAGUGUGUUUCUCCUACAGUAUCAAAUCUGACAAGCAAGACUUAGAGGCUUCUGCAGUGAUCCGCUACAGUCUGACCCUGGAUGCUCAACGUGCAAAAGCCAGGGCUUCAUUUAUUGGCUUGGAUGAUAAAAAUGAUCGUAAGAUUACCAAGAACUUCACCAUCAAAGCCAUAGAGCCAAAGUGUGUGCAAGAGCGCUUCAUGAUGUCGGCCCGGCUGGAUUUCCGAAACGCUCUCAUGGUGUCUUUGGAGUUCGGACUAGCUGAGGAAGACAAAGGCCCUGUCCUGGAUGAAAGCCUUCCCAAAUCCAUCAAUAAGACAAUUCCCUUGGUGGACUGUGGGAGUAAUGACAAGUGCAUUACUGACCUCUCCAUCAAAGCAAAAACUAGUGUAAACAGCAUGGUGAUCAGAUCAAACAAAGACAAGAUUGACGUGAACAUCAACAUUAGAAACAGCAAAGACAACGCAUACAACACCAAAGUCAUGCUCAGCUUCACACCGAACAUCAACUAUGCUACAGUGGAUCCGCUGAAGCUGGGCUGCUCUCCGAAUCAUACUAAAGCAGAGUGUCCCGUGGGAUACCCGUUCCUGGAAAGAAAUAGCGAGGAAAAUUUCAAAGUCACAUUUGACGUGAAUCCCAAAUAUAUUCAGGAGGUAAUUCAGAUCAAUGUGACAGCUACAAGUGACAGUGAUGAGCCAGAAUCAACACUGAGUGACAAUACAGUCCAUCUCUCCAUCCCUGUGAAGUAUGAAGCAGGGCUCAUAUUCUCAGUGCGGCCUGUGGAUGAACACAUUGUAGUAAAAGAGGGUGAACAAUAUUCCAGUGUUUUCAAUGACACCAGGAUGAUUGGGGAGGAGAUCAACAUCAGCUACACGGUGGAGAGGACCGGUGAUGUGGUGACUCCGCCCGUUGACCUCACGGUGACGUAUCCUCGUCGGUCUCCUCGGGAGAACACAUUAUUGUACCUCACACACGUCACCAACAGCCCAGAGGUGAAAUGUAAUGCAGCGCAACUGAUUAACACUGAAAACAUUAACCCAGACAAUGUAAAGCCCAAUCCCAAAAAAGAAACACUCAGUACCUUCCUGUUGAGCUGUUCUGAAAGUUCUAACUGUGCGUCAUUUACCUGUGAGAUCUCCGAGGCUAAGCUCAGUCAGGUCAAUGUUACAUUCAGAGUGUGGAAACCUACAUUCAUUAAGGGCGAGUUUUCCACUCUGAACAUGUGGGUGAAUGGUACUCUGUGGAUCAAAAACACAAACCUGUUUGAACUGAGCGAAAGUGACAGGACCAGAAAAGUGAAGAUCCAGGUUUCGAAGGAGACCUUAGGAGGGAUCCCUAUUUGGGUCAUCAUAAUCAGCAUCCUGAUAGGACUGCUGAUCUUAGCACUCGUCAUAUUUGCUCUUUGGAAGAUGGGCUUCUUCAAGAGAAAGGACUACACAAAGGAGGAAAUAAUGGACUGAAGUACCUAGACAGCAAGCAGCUCUGUGAGUGAGGUCGCACAAAGUGACAAGCAGACUUUUAAACAGACGGAGAAGACGCCACGACCCACAAACACCUCACUGCUACGACACAGUGACUACCUGGAAAACACAAGUACUGCUCACUGUUUCCUGUGCAGGUCUGGGUUAAAUAAUGUUUGCAAAUACUCCCAAACUCUUGUUCUUUGAAGCUUUAAGCACUUGGUCACAACAUCGGGGCAGUUCAGGUGGUUUCAUACCCAGAAAUUGUUCAAACACACACCUUCUUUUUAAACAUCUCUGGCACUGACUAUAUGCAUUAAAAAAAUUCAGCCACCUGAAUUUCUACGCAAAACAAAUGCUAAAAGGUAUUUGCAAACAUUGUUUUGCUUUUGCAAGCAUUCUCGGUCAGUUUCUUUCUUGCAGAUAAAGUAAAGACAGCUCAGGCAGUUCAAGAAAAGGAACCAGAGAGGAGGAGGAAGACAUCACCUAUCAGGCACUUUUUGGAAAUAUCUGUAUUAUAUACAUUAUAACAGUUUUGCAAAAGCUUCAGAGCUGCAAUAGCUGUUUCAGAAAAAGCUUCAGAAAAAAAAAUACUCAGGUUUUUCGGUGUGAAGAUCCAAAGUUGCGCAAGUCACCUCACUUACUUCCUAUUUCAUUACAGCAACAGUAUCCAAUGUCUGUUUGCUCCUGAGACAAUAUGUGAACUUUUUAUGUGUUGGAGCAGUCUGUAUGAUAGCUUAGACUCUUGUGUUAAAGCGUAUGUGCUUGAUUAGGUUCAUAAAACACUGUAUCCUUCAGCAUUUUAUUUGACAUUUUUGUUGAGUUUUAGCAAUAUGAUGUGGCACAUUCUUCAUUCUUAUUUUCAAAAUGUUGUCUGAAGACACUGACCUGAACACAAGGUUUUUAGUUAACAAAGGUGCAGACCGUAUGCUUUUAUUUUUUAUACUUUUGAUCCUAGUUAACCAGUUAAAAAAAUGUCUUGUCCCUACUUCCAUGUUAAAUGCUUGUAAUUAGUUUCACCUUAGUUAUUGAGGGUUUCGGAAAGGUGUGCCUUCAAAAUCCAAACUUUGAUUGUACUGUAAAUAUAUGUAAGUGCUAAAACAUAUAGAGCUUAAAAAUGUACAUAAUUGUGUUUGCUUUAAAUCCUGUAAUUUAAGAGAUGUUAUCCACAGGCUUUAUCUUUUUUUGUGUGUUAUCAGUGGUCAGAGAACACGGUUUUGCUCAGGUGCUACUAGUAUCACAAAUGACAACAUUAACAUUUGACAUAUAGAAAAAAUAUCUGGCUUAUAUCACAGUUUUAAAUCUGAUGCAAAUAUGUACAUAUUGGUAUAUUUUGAUGAGAAAAUUACAGUAAUUCUUUACUGAAAAUAUAUAUGAAGAUGAAGAUUUGUAUCCACUACUUUGGUUUUAAGCUCAUUGAAUGACUGUUUUUGAAUGCAGAGGCUUCAACAUGAUUGAGAUGAGAUACGCCUGUAGCUUACUUUGAUUUCAGCUGUUUUAAUAUGCAAAGAAGAAGGUAAUAUACCGCCAUUAUAGAAAUAUACAUGUAUGUGUCACUAUUCACCAGCAGUUUUCUCUGUUACCAUAUAGUAAAUUGGAUUCACUGAUAAGCUCCAACAUGCACACAAAGCAUUAGCAGUAGGCUUAUUGUCACUUCAUAUGUGGUACACAAUACCUAACAAAAUUAUUCAUUCAGGUUGUCUGUCUUGUUUUUGUUUCCAGAAGUUGCACAGCUACACAGUAUGUUAAAAGAGAUUAUAUUGUAUGAUGGGGAGACUGAGUUUCUUCCUCUUUCUUGGCUUUUUCCCUCACUGUUUUACAAUAAAGCCGAGGGAAGAUGGCAAGAAGAGCUUUUGAAUAUUGAAACACUUCUCAGCGCCCACUCUCCACUGUUGACAUGAAGCACAUGUAAUAUUUUUUUGUACAGAAUGUGUAACUGAUAGUCAUUUUAAGAUUGUAUGGCUAAAUUGGGCUUAUGCACGAGGGGUGGAGUCAUGAGACUCUUUUUGUCCACUUAGAAAUAUAGAAAGAGGUAGUGGGGGGUAGUUUUCUCAGAUCUUACCCCCUAUUAAAUUCUGAGAAAGAGUCAAGACGAAGAAAAGGCACAAUGUGAGAGUUGUGAGCUCCACCCCAGCCUUCUACACUGCUGUGAAGUCUUCAUUGUAAUGCACUGGUUUGUCAGACUGUAUGUGUCCUCAUCAGCACAGAAAUGAAAUGAAUCAUAUGUACAAAAAUAAAGAUGU
Toxotes jaculatrix (banded archerfish) is the source of this 6114-nucleotide messenger RNA. RefSeq names its product integrin, alpha 1 (gene itga1). Gene Ontology annotation, biological process: cell-matrix adhesion; cell-cell adhesion; cell adhesion mediated by integrin. NCBI's taxonomy places the organism in Eukaryota, Metazoa, Chordata, Actinopteri, Toxotidae. The coding region runs from base 314 to 3871 and encodes 1185 amino acids. Gene Ontology annotation, molecular function: integrin binding. The transcript is spliced from 30 exons. The record is from RefSeq and is a predicted model, not a curated record. Gene Ontology annotation, cellular component: integrin complex; external side of plasma membrane.